This is a messenger RNA of Bombina bombina (fire-bellied toad), 1875 nucleotides long. It is a transcript of the gene UAP1, whose product is annotated as UDP-N-acetylglucosamine pyrophosphorylase 1. The record is from RefSeq and is a predicted model, not a curated record. Gene Ontology annotation, biological process: UDP-N-acetylglucosamine biosynthetic process. Lineage: Eukaryota; Metazoa; Chordata; Amphibia; Anura; Bombinatoridae. Gene Ontology annotation, molecular function: UDP-N-acetylglucosamine diphosphorylase activity. The transcript is spliced from 10 exons. Bases 40 to 1605 code for a protein of 521 amino acids.
UUACUUUAUUAUUUCCAGGCCGUUAUAUCUGCUUUAAAUAUGGAUGUAGCUGCUCUUGGUUUGUGCCUGUCAGAGGCUGGUCAGUCCCAUGUGCUACAGUUCUGGGAAGAACUGACCUUACCACAGCGCUCAUGUCUCUUACAAGAGCUGCAAGACUUGGACAUAAAGGAGUUAAGUGGCUUUUUCCACAGGGCUAUGGCUAGCUUCAAUGCUUCAAAAAACCAGGAGAAAGUGGACGUACGUAUGGAACCGGUUCCAAAUGAUGUCUUUGGCAGUGUUGCACGGAAUCGAGUGCAUCUACAUACCUGGGAGCAACACGGUAUGAUGCAGAUAGCACAUGGUAAAGUGGCCGUCCUUCUUUUAGCUGGAGGACAAGGAACCCGUCUGGGUGUGUCAUAUCCCAAGGGGAUGUAUGAUGUUGGGCUCCCCUCUCACAAAACACUAUUCCAACUGCAAGCUGAACGUAUUUUAAAGCUACAGAGACUUGCUGAGGAGCAGUAUGGGCAAUCCUGCACAAUUCCUUGGUAUAUCAUGGUCAGUGACCGUACCAUGACGUCCACUAGGGAAUUCUUUGAGACUCACAAAUAUUUUGGGCUGCGUGCAGAAGAUGUGGUUCUUUUCCAACAGGGGAUGCUGCCAGCCAUGAGCUUUGAGGGCAAAAUCCUUAUGGAGGAGAAGUUCAAAAUCUCAAUGGCUCCAGAUGGUAACGGUGGAAUGUAUAGAGCGCUUGGUGCGCAUGGUGUGCUGGGCGACAUGGAACAUAGAGGAGUAGAGUACAUACAUGUAUACUGUGUGGACAACAUCCUGGUGAAGGUAGCAGAUCCUGUGUUCAUUGGCUUCUGUUUGGAGAAGGAUGCCGAUUGUGGUGCCAAGGUUGUGGAGAAGAUGAACCCAACAGAGCCAGUGGGUGUUGUUUGCCGAGUGGAUGGUUUGUAUCAAGUGGUGGAAUACAGUGAGAUCACAUUGGAUACAGCACAAAAACGCAGCACAGAUGGACGUCUCCAAUAUAAUGCCGGAAAUAUAGCCAAUCAUUUCUUCACACUAAAGUUCUUGAAGGAGGUUGUGGAGAUCCAUGAACCCCAACUGCAGCAUCAUGUGGCGGUUAAGAAGAUCCCCUACGUGAACAUCUAUGGUGCACACAUUCACCCAGAUAAACCCAAUGGAAUAAAAAUGGAGAAAUUUGUGUUUGACAUUUUCCAGUUUGCAAAAAAGUUUGUGGUAUUUGAAGUGCUGCGAGAAGAAGAAUUUUCCCCUCUGAAGAAUGUAGACAGCCAUAAUGGAAAAGAUAAUCCUACCACCGCCCGUCAUGCCCUCAUGUCUCUUCAUCACUGUUGGGUCCUUAAUGCUGGGGGACACUUUGUUGAUGAAAAUGGGGCUCGUAUUCCAGCAAUCCCGCUUCAAAUCAACGGCAUAAGUGAAGCAGCGCAGGAUCGUACCCAGAACAACUUAAAGGAUGCUUGUGAUCAACCAAUCCAGUGUGAAAUAUCUCCUCUCAUUUCCUAUGCUGGUGAGGGGUUGGAGCCAUUUGUCCAGAAUGAGGCAUUCCAAACACCACUAACCAUCGAUGAGAAUGGCGUUCACCAGCAGCUAAUCAAUGGCUUCUGACUACAGAAUUUGCUCUAUAAUUGAAGGAUAAAAGCACUUUUAAUCAGAGGUUUUAGGAGGUGUGGGAAUAAAAGGUACUAAGGUGAUCAAUCCAAAUAAUUUCUUUGGUCAGUAUCAGCAUGUAUAGAUGUAACUUGUUAAUUGAAUAUUUAACUUGAUGGCUCUUUUAUGGAAACUCUAUUUUAUGUGAUGAAAAACUCAGAUUCUGGUUUUAUUUUUAAUACUGUGUAUAAAAACGGUUGUACAAUAAAAAAUGCAUUUUAUUUAGAA